GCGAAGUGAGGGAGUGAGCAAGCCGUGUUUACAUGCACAUGCGGCGGCAGCGUGACGCGCGUCGGCCCCGCUGCAGACAACACCCCCCCUUUCCCUUCUCUCCCCUUACCUUACCCACGCUUUUCCCUCUAUCCCUGCAAAGUAACCCGCCUUUCCGUAGCAGAGGACUGUUAAAUCCCGCGUGGAGCGUGGAGGUGGACAUGCGUGCGCACACGGCUGUGAAGAGGAUGGCCGAUGCGACGUAUUAGCGCCUCCUUGUGGUGUGGAGGAAUGAGGGUGUCUGGAUGAAGGCCAUGGAGCUGAAAGUGUGGGUGGACGGCGUGCAGCGCAUCGUGUGCGGCGUCACAGAGUUCACCACGUGUCAGGAGGUGGUCAUCGCGUUGGCACAAGCUAUCGGCCGCACCGGCAGAUACACAUUAAUUGAGAAAUGGCGGGAAACAGAGCGUCACCUGGCCCCCAACGAGAACCCCGUGGUGUCCCUCAACAAGUGGGGGCAGUACGCCAGCGACGUCCAGCUCAUCCUCCAGCGGACCGGCCCCUCCGUGAGCGAGCGGCCCAACUCGGACGGUCUGGCUCGCGGGCCCGAGCGCGCCUUCUAUCGCCAGAGCCUCCCGCCUUUGGCCAAACUGCGGCCGUCGGCGGCGGACCGCUCGUUGAAGCGCAGGGAGCCCAAACGCAAGUCUUUGACCUUCAGCGGGGGGGCCAGAGGUCUGAGGGAGUUAUUUGGGAGAAGCAGAGACACGGAAGCUAAACAGGCCCAGCAGCGUGGCGUGAGCUUGAACCUGACCCGGGUCCUCGGUGGCGGCAGUGGUGGGGCCUCCGUCCCGGGUAGUCCAGCCCGUGAGCUGGGCCGACUGGUGCAGCUCCAGCGAGACAAACUCCAGGUCCUGGAAAGCCGCCUGCUGGGCUGUGAGGCCGAGCUGCGAGACUGGGAGGAGGCCAGCGAGGUCAGCCAGUGUUGCCUAGCAACCAACUCCACCCCAGCCGCAGUUCUUGUUUAUCAUGUCAUCAUUUUCCAGAAUGGAAACCUGGAGGAGGAGCUGCUGCUGUUGGAGCAACAGGUGAGGAGGAACGACGCCGAGAUGGAGGAGGAGGAAUUCUGGCAGAACGAGCUGAGCAUCGAACAGGAAAAUGAACGCCAACUCCGGCAACAACUUGCCGAGCUGCAGGCCCGCGUACGCGACUGCGAGGGCAAGCUGGCGGAAUACUUGGCGCAUAUACAGAGCAUGGAGGCCGCCCUGGAGGAGGAAUGCCUGCAGCAGGAGGACCAGCUGAGUCACAUGAUCAAUGAGGAGGAGCUGGAGGCCCAGCUGGGGGAGGUGACCGCCGAGUUGGAUGUGCAGAGCCAACACACGGCUCGCCUGGAGAACGGCUGCAGGGCGUUGGAGCGCUCGCUCGGACAGUCCAGCAAGAAACUCCAGGAGAAGGAGCAGGAACUGGAGCAGUUGACCAAAGAGCUUCGACAGGUCAACCUGCAGCAGUUCAUUCAGCAGACUGGCACCAAGGUCACAGUGCUCCCCGCUGUGCCCCCCGGCGACGACAACAACAACAACUUUGAAAUGGACUCCGGCUCUUUGAGACGUCUCUUACCCAGCGACCUGCGCUCCCUGCAGAGCACCACCACCUCCAGCCUCAACCCGGAAGGCAUCUACGUUUGACCUUUCAACUUUCAAAACACUUGGCAACGGGCUGCGGGGACCUACAACAGCACGCCCCCACCAAAUGCCUGAACUCUAGGACACUUAUCAUCUUUUCUGGGCUGCCUCUCCAAGUUGAUGUCAGACACUGCAGGAAUGUUUAUUUUGUAUUAUGGGAAUGCUAACAACCAUCAAAGUAGACAAGAUAUCAGGAUGUCAACAAUGCAUAUGCACGAGCAUGCACAAAACCAACCAUGUUCAUAUUUGAUUGCCUUAAGCUGAUGUGUUUAACGUACACGUCCAGUCAAGUCAAGUCAAGGUAGCCAGCAAAUACAUCAUUUUACAUAGAAAAAUAAUUUAGUAACGGGAUUUAUUAGCUCAGCUUUGGGCGCCUCCAUUUUGUUUGCUGUGUAACUCACGUGAGUAAUGGAGGAAAAUGGCCGUCUUUAGCUUAACGGCCAUUUUUGCUUUGUCAUGCCCGAGAGCCUUUAAUAUCCAAUUUUUUUGUUUCAGCCUAACACUUUCUCCUUCAUUUUGGAGUGAUGAAGACCUCUUUCUAGAGCUGCGGGCUUGAACAUUUGCCAUCGUCACAUCCAGAUUGCCCACCAGGUGGUAGCAAAGUCAAGAUAAUUCGCACUAAACUCCCUACUCCUGGAUCCCCAUUCUCGCCUCCAACCCCCACCCUGGUUCACUUGAUGAUGUGGAGCCGGAGUCGGGGAAAGUGUCACUAUGGAAACAGGGGCAGAGGCAGCGGCGGGAAGGAAAAAAGGAAAAAGAGAGAUAAAAACACCAUGCUGUGGAAUCCACCAGCGGUCAUCUGGCAUGCAGAUCGGAGUGAAUAUUUGGGAGGUAACGCCUGAUUUUUACACUCUAAAGCAAGGAGAGGCACAGCUGGCAGCUUUAUUAUUAUAUUUUUUUUUACCCAAAGCACUUUGCUAAACCUUAAGUGCCUCAGUCUUUCUCAUUUUUUUUUUUUUAAAUUUGAGUACCACUCCUCUGCUUAUCAGAUGCUAAACCUCUUUUUGCACUUUGCACAUCUUGCACUGUCAAAUGAUUUAAAAAAAAAAUAAAAAAACACUCCAGGGACAAUUCAACAAUAAAACAAAACCCAUUAGAAUGAAGAAAACAUGCUCUUUAUGUGUAUGAUUCACAUUUAAAUAUGUUUAAUGUACAAUAUACAGUAUGUAUGAAAUAUAUUUUAGCGUAUUAAAUCCCUCAAAUUUGAAUAUAUUUCUUCAUAUUUAUAUUGCACAAUUCAAAAUGUCCGAAAAGGAGUAGAAACAGAGCCCAACCCCUUCUACAUAUGUCUAUAUAAUAAUAAUAUAUAAUAUAAUAAUAAUAUAGUAUAAUAAUAAUUAUAUAUUAUUCAUUCAUUCAUUUUCUACCGCUUUUCCUCACGAGGGUCGCGGGGGUGCUGGAGCCUAUCCCAGCUGUCUUCGGGCGAGAGGCGGGGUAAUUAUAUAUUAUAUAUUAUACAAUUAAAAAAUAAUAAUAAUUAAAAAAAUAAAAAUAAAUAUUAUAAUUAAUAAUUAAAUAUAAUAAUAUAAUAAUAAUAAUAUAAAAUAAUAAUAAUAAUUCAGUGACACUGUUUGUUGUUUGCUUCCAUUUUCUACUAUUUUUUUUUCAAAUGUAAUUUAUAUACUAAUUAAAAUGACCUGUCGAGCAAAUAUGCAAAUAAUGUCAAAAUCAUAUUUUAGAUGCCGUAUUAAUGAUACAUCACAAUUUAUGCAUGACAAAAGUAACAGUGAGGAGUUUGAGGAGUUGGGCGGUGUCGGAUGAGAGAAAGAUGGGGGAUGCGGGUUAGGAAAGGGGAGGAGUAAAAAAAAAAAAAAAAAAAGAGGGAGGAGGGAGAAGGGAGGUUUGAUAGUGAGCCGGGGAGCAGAGCUCGAACCAGAAGCAAGGAGGUGUCGAUGAAGGAGCACCUCUAACUCCUCCUCAGACUCCGCCGUGACAAGUCCCGCCUCCAUCACUCUGAACUUGAAAGCCAGAAGUGCGCUCUGAGCGGGUGCCAUUGUCUUCGCAUAAGCGCCACCUCCGCUGAUUAAAGGACUCUGGAAGCGGUCUUGCUGCGACGCCGGUUCCACGUACUUGGGUCGUCAUGUGCGCCAACAAAGUACGGGCGUUGCGAUGAAACACGACAACAACCAAGAACCGACAACCUCUGAGAAGACCAGGACCCACAGACGGCCCAUGCAGCGAUGUAGCCUCCAGCUAUAAGAGCCCAGCGUGGCCCCAGCCUCCAUGAGGUAAACGAGGAUGCACCAGGAUGUGAGGACCGAAGCAAGAAAAAUGCACAAAAAAAUAUCUGUUUCGACUCACCUGUAUGGAGGAGCACUUUGUAAACAACAGACCAUGUCAAACAACGAAAUUGAUACAACCAUCAAAAGGUUGGCUCAGGCCAUGAUGCCAGGUUGUAUGUUGAGUUUAAAUUAAAUACUUUGGAAAGAUUGGGCGGGCCGUAUUCAAACACUUGGCGGGCCGGAUGUGGCCCCCGGGCCGUAGUUUGCCCACCCCUGGUAUAGAUAAACGCCACAAAUUGGUAGGUACUCAUAAUAAUGCUAUCAUACUAGACGUUUUCUAUAUGGAAUCAAAUCAUCGGUGAUGUUUAGCGACAUCAAAACUAUGUAGGAGUAGAAGACGACCCUACGGAUACACCGUUACCUCACCAGUCACGUCUUCCGACCCCCCCACCGUCCGCGCUCCAUCUACCCCACUCCUGGUGCACCGCAGUGGCAUUAUUAAACUUGUAUAAGAUCAUUAGCAUACAAAGCAGGAGAACCUACAGCGUCGCAGUCAUACAUAUUUAUCUGGACGUGCCUGGCUCGCGCCUCGCACUGUAACCCCCCUCGCCUCACCAAAAAAAAAAAAAAAAAAAAAGCAGUGACGGCCUAUCUGUUGCCGGGGACAAUUCAGAGACGGUGAAGUGGGUAUUAGCAUGGAAGCAUGUCCGGUUAUAAAGGGUGGAUAUUUAUCGUCAGGAAGCACAGCAGUUGGGUGUCGGUGAGCAGUUUGUUUCCAGCAUAGCCAAUGUCAUUUAAUUCUAAUAAUAAAAUACAUAUUCAUCCCCUUGCGCUCACAUUGCAUCACAUUUUCAUACUACAACCUAAAAAGAUGGUUUCAUGACAAUAGAUUGUCCUUGAACUUAAAUAAAACUAAAAUCAUGCUGUUUGGUAACAGCAGAAAGGACACACACCAACAAAUACAAAUAGAUCGUGUAGACAUUGAAAGGGUGAAGGAAAAUACAUUUCUAGGGAUCACAAUAGAUGAAAAAAUAUGAGCUGGAAACCUCAUAUUACAAAUAUACAACAUAAGGUGGCCAGAAAUAUUUUAGUAUUGAACAAAUCAAAAUUUGUUCUAAAUCAGAAAUCACUCCACACUCUUUGUUGCUCCCUGGUUCUACCAUAUCUUACUUAUUGUGUGGAAAUAUGGGCUAAUAACUAUAAAAGCAAUCUUUGCUUGCUGAAUGUACUGCAAAAAAGGCCAGUAAGGAUAAUUCAUAAUGCCGCCUACAGAGAACAUACUAACUCCUUAUUUCUAAUAUCACAAAUACUUCAACUUGCUGAUAUAGUUCAUCUUCAAACAGCUAAAAUAAUACAUAAGGCUAAAAAUAACCAAUUAGCUAAAAAUGUCAUCCAAUACUUCUCUACAAGAGAGGAGAAAUAUGAUCUCAGGGAAGAACUACAUUUGAAACACUUCUAUGCUAGGACUACGUUAAAAAGCCAUAGCAUUUCAGUAUGUGGAAUCAAACUAUGGGAUGGAAUGAGUAAGGACCUCAAACAAUGCAAACAAAACUAUAUUAGGAAAGCAGGAAGUAAAAGUAAAAGUACCAGGUGGAGGGGUAGGACUUAAUAAGCUUUGCUUCUUCUUCCGGCAAAAUUAUUCAGUAAUUAUUAAUUAAUUAUUAAUUAAUUUUUUAAUGCUAGGUACGACCCCAGUAAUAAAACACAAUUUUUUCAUAUAUCAAAAAAUUAUAUUAAUAAUUAAUAAUAAAUAAAUAGUAAAUAUAUACUAAAUAAAUAAUAAUAUACAUGGUCAUAUCACCUCGUACUUCGGUACAUGACAAAAAAAAUUAAAAAAAAAUUUAAAAAAAUUAAUUAAAUAAAUAAAUACAUUAUAUUAGGAAAGCAGGAAGUGAACAAAUGUAACAGUUACUGAUUGUAAAAGUACCAGAUGGAGGGGUAGGACUUAAUAAGCUUUGCUUCUUCUUGCGGCAAAAUUAUUCAGUAAUUAAUUAAUUAAUUUUUUAAUGCUAGGUACGACGCUAGUAAUAAAACACAAUUUUUUCAUAUCAAUAAAUUAUAUUAAAAAUUUAUAAUAAAUAUUCAAAUUUAUAAAAAAAAUAUUUAAAUUUAUAAUAAAAAUUUAAAGUAAAUAUAUAAUAAUAUAUAUGGUCAUAUCACCUCGUACUUCGGUACGUGACAAAAAAUAAAAAAAACAACUUAAAAUUAAUAAAAUAAAUAAAUGCAUUAUAUGAGGAAAGAAGGAAGUGAACAAAUGUAACAGUUACUGAUUGUAAAAGUACCAGAUGGAGGGGUAGGAUUUAAUAAGCUUUGCUUCUUCCUACUCCUUUUGGACAUGUGGAAACUGUGAACUGAUUAUGGGAUGCAUUCAAUUGUAAUCUGAUGCAUGUUCAAAUGAAAUUAAACCAUUAGCAUUACCAUUACCUGUGGGUUAGCCGCGAAUGAUGCAAAAUCCUCUCUGCACAACCGUCAUUGUCUUCCUUCUCUCCAGGGAUCUCCUCCUCUCUUUUUCCUGCCGCCUGAUUGCACAAGCCCUCCCUCCUUCCUUCCCAGUGGCAUUUUUGUGUGAUAUUAUCAGACUGCAAAGGCACGACAAAGACAAGCCGACUAGCUAGCAAUAGAUUGUUUUUUUUUUUUUCCUGGUCAUUUGGUGCCAGGUCAAGUUCUUCGGGCUCAAUCCUCCCAGGCCCCACAGACCAAUUUCACUAUUAAAAUGAGCACCCGGCAUGCAGCAUAAAUCAGCUUCCUUCUUCUCCCCCGUUUUUGCCCUCAUUCUCCUCUUCUCCUUCCUGUGAGAUUGCUGUUGUGUCUUAUGGCUUUUUAUUCCUACGUGAUGGUAGAUGGGUUCAUGUAGGAGCAGAAGCCACUAAACACGCGGUGACCCCUCAACGCAACACCCCAAACACGGAGUUUAUGCAUCAUUCUGGUGUUCAAAGUGGAAAUUUGUUAUUACGAAACAAAAGUAGUUCUCACGUCCAAUAAAAACUUUCUUUUCAGUCCCUUACUCCCUUAAAAGCAGCCAUUACCGAGUUCCCUUCCCAAGCAAUUAAAAUUCAAAUGAUCCCAUUCUUGUUGAUUCAGCGUUGCCGCGAUGGGAUUAGGGUUUAAAUGUCAACCGUCUCACGGUGUCACCCACCAAACCGCCACCGGUGUCAAUGUGUUGUCGUAAGCCGGCAAAAUGGCGGCUUAUGAAUCCCCCUUGUAUGUUACAGCGAUUUAACACAUGCUUCCAGUUGUGUGACAUUAUUUUUUUUCGUGCACGGAUACGAGGUGUGAUUAUUAUUCAAGAAGACAUUUCAAUAGAUGUGCUGCGCUUGGGUUUAAUGAUUUAUUCAACACUUGCGUUGUUGUGAUCUAAUAUUCAGUGGGUGGGAUGGGAAGUUUCUUUCGCUUGCAUUAUCGGUUACAUUUAUUUUUCAGGUCCACUUUUUUUUUUUUUUUGAGGAGGUGUGAGAGAAUACCGGAGCAGAGGAAGCCGAAUGCGAGUACAUUCGAUUGUGGACCAGCGGGUGUCCAUGGGAAUCUAAAGGUGGGAAUGUUAGCGUUUCUUGGAAAGAACGUAUUUGAAAUAGCGCAUGAUUGAUUGGAGCUGUCCUCGGCUUUUGCCAGCGGGUGUGUGCGCCUUUUCUUCUUCGGCUUACGAUCCAACGGUGCUUUUGAGUUAAAAAUGUCAAAACACUCUGGAAAAAAUAAUACAUUUUGACAAGCGUGCGCUGCUUUUUUAAUCAGGCGUCUGAAGGCCACAUGACACAUAACCGUACCAUUGACGUGGCGAUGUGUUUGUGUACAGUGGUUUUCAUAUGCUACAGUAUCAAAAACCCCCCCUCCAACCCCUGCGGGUUCGGCUUUGAUUUGCCUGUAAUAAAUAAUGCCCUUUUGUGUUCUCGGCUUCAUUUGUUGCCGUUUGUAAUGUCAGCUGCUGUUUAAUAAAACAUCAACGAUGCCUAUUCAA
Doryrhamphus excisus (bluestripe pipefish) is the source of this 7829-nucleotide messenger RNA. The record is from RefSeq and is a predicted model, not a curated record. NCBI's taxonomy places the organism in Eukaryota, Metazoa, Chordata, Actinopteri, Syngnathiformes, Syngnathidae.